Molecule: messenger RNA, 1548 nt
Organism: Prunus armeniaca (apricot)
Lineage: Eukaryota; Viridiplantae; Streptophyta; Magnoliopsida; Rosales; Rosaceae
Source: the annotation of a GenBank genome assembly
AUGCCUCGUACGACCACACUCGAUUGUCCAGGUUGCCCUCCACUUCGAGCUCUAACCUUCGACGAGCUUGGUCUCAUAAAAGUUAUUGAAGCUCGAGGUAAGCAAGGAAGAGCAGAACCUAAGGUGGUUGAGAGGUGGGGCGACCCGGAUUCCUCUAAAUGCGUGCUCGCCGCCUCUAUCGAUGACCGAAAAUCAGACCCAUUACUAGCUGUUGCAAGAAGAAAUGGCAUGGUUGAAGUUCUUAAUCCUCUUAAUGGGGAUCUCCGUUUCGCAUUCUCCAAUGCCAGUAUUAAUGGCGUUCAGUCUGAAGAUGACCCCGUUGCUGGAUUGCAUUUAUUUGCCAAAAAGAAGUCGGAAUUGGCUUCUAGGUCUUGCACUUUGCUUACGUGUACAACAAAAGGAAAUGCAAGCAUAAGAUCCUUUGAAGUGAAUAAACCAGCCGCUGAUGUUGCUUCUACUGGGUCUUCAAGAACGUGGAGUGUAGGUGGCGGCGGCAAUAUCUUAUGUUCUAAAGUGGAUGGAAGUGAAAACUAUUUUUUAUUUGGAGGGAAGCGUGUUGAGAUGAAUGUCUGGGAUCUUGACAGCUGUGCCAAUAUUUGGACAGCAAAACCUCCUCCUAAAAACAGCCUUGGUAUCUUUACCCCAACUUGGUUCACAUCUGCCACAUUUUUGAGUAAAGAUGAUCAUCGUAAAUUUGUGGCUGGCACCAACAGCCAUGAGGUUCGUCUUUAUGACAUUUCUGCUCAGCGAAGACCUGUCAUAUCAUUUGAUUUUCGGGAGACUGCUAUUAAAUCUGUUGCUGAAGAUCUAGAUGGCUACACCAUCUACGUAGGGAAUGGAUCUGGUGACCUCGCUUCUUUUGACAUACGCACAGGUAAAUUGUUAGGUUGCUUUUUGGGGAAGUGUUCAGGUAGUAUAAGAUCCAUAGCAAGGCACCCUGAGUUUCCAGUGAUAGCAUCGUGUGGAUUGGAUAGCUAUCUACGGCUUUGGAAUGUGAAGACACGGCAACUACUUUCUGCUGUUCACCUGAAGCAGCAUCUGACAAACGUUCUUUUUGAUUCCAAUUUUGCUGAUGAAGAAGCAGAAAUUGCCCAUUCUGCAGCAGAUUGGCCGCUGCAUGAAGAUGAGAGAGACGAGGGCAAAACACCACCUGUGAAAAGGAAGAAAUCAAAGGAAAAGAAAGGAAUCAAGAAGGAAGCUGAAGCAAAAAGUGGAAACAAGGAAGAUGAGAGAGAUGAGCCGCUGCAUGAAGAUGAGAGAGAUGAGAGCGAAACACCACCUGUGAAAAGGAAGAAAUCAAAGGAAAAGAAAGGAAUCAAGAAGGAAGCUGAAGCAAAAAGUGGAAACAAGGAAGAUGAGAGAGAUGAGCUGCUGCAUGAAGAUGAGAGAGAUGAGGGCGAAACACCACCUGUGAAAAGGAAGAAAUCAAAGGAAAAGAAAGGAAUCAAGAAGGAAGCUGAAGCAAAAAGUGGAAACAAGGAAUCUUCUGAAGAAUAUGGAGGCAAGAAGGUGAAAUCCAAGAAAAGUAGCAAAAGAUUAAAAAUGUGA